GCAUCCCCACUGUGAAAAAUCUUAACGUUCCCUGGAAACAAACAGAAAAUUAAAAAUCAUCAUCAAAUGGCUCCAAGUUGGAUUCAGAUGGGUCUAGCCCUUGUCCUAGUGACCGGGUUUUGGGCACAAGCCAAUGCUCAAUCAGGUUGCACCAAUGUGCUCAUUGGCAUGGCCUCAUGUCUCAGCUAUGUCACUGGAAAUUCCUCAAGCCCGACUUCUUCAUGCUGCUCGAAACUAGCUAAUGUGGUUCAAUCACAGCCACAGUGUCUCUGCACCGCCCUCGGUGAUGGUGGCUCAGUCUUGGGUUUCAACAUUAACCAAACUCUUGCUCUUUCACUGCCUGGUGCUUGCAAUGUGCAAACUCCACCACUUAGUGAAUGUAAUGCUGCUCAUUCGCCGGCAACAUCACCGGUUGGUUCUCCAGAAAGUAUGCCGGCAGAUUCUCCAACUAGCUCAUCAGCUUCAGGUGUAGCUGCUCCUUUGCCGGCAACAUCACCGGUUAGUUCUCCAGAAGGUAUGCCGGCAGGAUCUUCGGACGGAACUGCUGAUUCUCCAACUAGCUCAUCAGUUUCAGGUGUAGCUGGUCAUUCGCCGGCAACAUCACUUGUUGGUUCUCCAGAAGGAAUGCCAGCAGGAUCUUUGAACGGGACUCCUGAUUCUCCAACUAGCUCAUCAGUUUCAGCAGGAGCAGGAUCUAAAACAGUUCCAUCAGGCGGCACCACCUCCGAUGGCAGUACUACAAAGAUGCCUCUUCAGUUUGUCACCGUUUUGUUCUUGGCUUUGUACGCUUCAAUUUCGAGCAAAAUCUGAGUAUUCUAAGGGAGAUCUGGAGCUUCUAUAACAAUUUAAGACUAUUAUGUGUAUGAUAUAAUGUUUUCUUUGAAGUAUUUGGUUUGAUACAUGUAUGAAUGAAAUAUAUAUAUAUAAUGUUAAGUUCCAUUUACUACUUUUGUACUGUGAAAUUUUCUUUAAGAAUACUGAGCAAAGUUUUUUA
Molecule: messenger RNA, 994 nt
Organism: Camellia sinensis
Lineage: Eukaryota; Viridiplantae; Streptophyta; Magnoliopsida; Ericales; Theaceae
Product: non-specific lipid transfer protein GPI-anchored 2
Biological process (GO): lipid transport
Molecular function (GO): lipid binding
Source: RefSeq, a predicted model, not a curated record